Molecule: messenger RNA, 1148 nt
Organism: Loa loa (African eye worm)
Lineage: Eukaryota; Metazoa; Nematoda; Chromadorea; Rhabditida; Onchocercidae
Exons: 4
Coding region: 15-926 (303 amino acids)
Biological process (GO): protein dephosphorylation
Cellular component (GO): cytoplasm
Molecular function (GO): protein tyrosine/serine/threonine phosphatase activity
Source: RefSeq, a predicted model, not a curated record
AAAAAGACGAAAUUAUGGCUGGUAAUGAAUCAUCUGGGCGAAUAUAUUAUCGUGUAUUGGAUGUCAAUCAUGCGGGAAUUUCGGAAGUUCUACCAGGUUUAUACAUCAGUGGAAUUUGCGCACUAAAAGCAUCAACAAUUCAGGAAUACGGCAUUACGUUGAUUAUCAAUGCAACUAGUGAGGUGCCCAAUUCAGCUUCAUUAGGCACAUUGCCGAGAGUUAAACUUUGGUUGGAUGACAAUCAAGAAUCAUGGGCUCUUUCAUAUCUGGAUUUUGUAUGUGAUAAGAUACUGAAAGUGAUUGCAAGAGGUGGCAAAGUUCUCAUUCAUUCGGUACAAGGAGUAUCACGUUGCGCAACAAUUUGUCUUGCUUUUCUGACCAAAUAUAAAUUUAAAACGUUACGUGAUGCAUAUAUUCAUUUGGCUUCGGUACGACCAAAAGUGGAACCAAAUAUUGGCUUUUGGCGACAGUUGAUUUCAUUUGAACAGGAUGUGAAGCAAUGUAUGAGUUCGGUAAAAAUUGUACGAGAACAAAAUAAUCCAUCCGUCUUGGUUCCGGAUGUAUAUCGAAAAUAUAUUUUACACUGCAAAAGAAAGUUACAACUUCAACAUACAAAUGCUGCAAGUAUUACGGAAGGAUUUAAACAUGGUGAAACAUCGCAACAACAACAACACCAUCAAUCUUUACUUGGCCGUAAGAAUAAAAAAUUUAUUAGUGGACAAGCAUGCGACGAUAGUGUACCAUUAUUGACGACAGUUAGUGAAAGCGGAAAAUGCAUCGAUGAUACGAUUGUUGAAGCUAGCGGAAGCACAACCGAAUUAUCCUCUCCGUUAACAUCCAAUCGAAAAUCGCGUAUGACUCGAAGGAAGUUAUCAGUGACAAAAAAAUUUCAACCAGUCCUGGAGCCUCUUAUCGAAUUUGUUUAAACAAUCGAAUUGGGUCAUGUAAUGAUGUAAACAACGCUGCAAUAAGUAUUAUUAUUGUUUAAAGCAUGAAACUCUUAUAGUAAUUAAUUUGAAAUGAAAUAUUCGUUGCUAUGUUCAUAUGAGACUUAAUUUAAUUCAUUUCAAAUUUUACUCUUAUUCUUCUUCCCUUUUGUUUAUUAUCCAGAAAAGCAUUGAUUGCAAUCAUUUUUAAUUUCAUAUGAG